AAAACCAUUUACCAAACCAUUUCCAAAAAAAAAAAAAAAAAAAACCCGAACAAAAGCCCAAAAUGUCCGAAUACUACUCCUCCACCUCCUCUUCCUCCUUCUACUCCUCGAGCUCGGGCUCGAACACGAACGGCCAGGAAUCCGGCUACCGCACCGCGACAUCCUCGCACACUGCACCGGACGGAUCGACGGUCGUGCGCUCCGCUGAGCAGGAUCUCGGCGGUCCGGCUGUCUUCGAAGAACGUCGGUUUGAUGGCGAUGGCCGGGAGCGUCUUGUUGGGGACUCUACUACCGGACAUGGCGGUGCUGGGGCGAGGAGGAUUGAGAAUGUUGAUGACGAGGAACAAUAAUCCAUUGUUUUUGAGGGUCGGUUAGUUGAUUUUGAAAAGGUGGUUUAAUGCUGGUUACAUGGGAGAUUGAGGUUGAGAUGGGUUUCGUGUUGAUCAUGACUGAAUGAAUUUGUAUAAUAGCUGUGCUGAUAGUAUUAUGAAACGAAGUCAUGCUUUCGCU
Messenger RNA from Aspergillus steynii IBT 23096, 510 nucleotides. RefSeq lists its product as uncharacterized. The record is from RefSeq and is a predicted model, not a curated record. Bases 63 to 350 code for a protein of 95 amino acids. NCBI's taxonomy places the organism in Eukaryota, Fungi, Ascomycota, Eurotiomycetes, Eurotiales, Aspergillaceae. The transcript has 2 exons.